GUGAUCUGUUCCUGUAAAGUGCCUGUCUCCUAUUUCCAAACCUCGCUUUCUCUUACUCCCUUGCCCUACACGGGGAACUCAAGCUCUCAACGCUGGCAUCCCACCUCUUUAGCCGGCUUUGCGUUCCUACUGCCUACUGCCGGAGAUGAAACCCACGAAGUUCCAAGGAAGGCAAUGGCAGCUCUGGCCGAUGGCGUCACCACCGCGGCCAGGGUGGCACUGUUUGUAGCUUCGCGCCGGCCUCGGGCAGCAGUAUUUACGGUAAGGGGGCGUGGCUAGGAGGCAGAACUUACGAUAACGGGCGUGGUGGGGUGGGGGACUCGCCGGCGGUGGUAUUUACGUUAGGAGCGCCGGGCCGGAAACAGUAAAUACGGUAACGGGGUAAGGGUAGGUGGCGGUACUUACGGUAACCGGGGCCGGGCUCCCGGCAGCCGUUCAGGCCAGAGGUCCUCUUUGUCAGGUGAUCUCCGGCCAAAGAGGUAGCCAGCCCCUGAACUAGCGGCAAAGGCGGAAUGGCCCUGGGGGGCGGUGAGGGGCCGGGGCCCCGACUCACCUGUGCGCCCCAGCUUGCGGGCCACAGCGCCGUGCCGGGUCCGCGCGCAGUGCCCUCCCGCCCCUCUGCGGGGGCUCGGGCGUAAGCCUCGAGGCCCACGCCCCGCGCCCAGAUGGGGCUGUGCCACAGCCUCCGGCCGCUGCUCUUCGGGGACCCGGAGCCGCCCGUGGAGGGCGCACGGUCCGACCUGAACCCGAUGCCAGACUUGGACCUGGCCCCGGUCCUGACUCCGGCGCAGGAGAGGCGGCGGCGCACGGACCGGCAGCGCGCGGAGGAGCGCGAGGCCAGGCGGGUCAGCAGGAGCAUCGACCGCAGACUCCGCGAGCAGAGGCGCGACCUGCGGCGGACGCACCGGCUGCUGCUGCUCGGGGCUGGUGAGUCUGGGAAAAGCACUAUCGUCAAGCAAAUGAGGAUCCUACACGUCAACGGAUUUAAUCCAGAAGAGAAGAAACAGAAAAUUCUGGACAUCCGGAAAAACGUUAAGGAUGCUAUUGUGACAAUUGUGUCGGCGAUGAGUACCAUAAUUCCCCCCGUUCCACUGGCCAACCCGGAAAACCAGUUUCGAUCAGACUAUAUCAAGAGCAUUGCCCCCAUCACAGACUUUGAAUAUUCCCAGGAAUUCUUCGAUCAUGUGAAGAAGCUCUGGGAUGAUGAAGGCGUGAAGGCCUGCUUCGAGCGGUCCAACGAGUACCAGCUCAUCGACUGCGCCCAAUACUUCCUGGAGAGAAUCGACAGCGUCAGCCUGGUGGACUACACGCCCACAGACCAGGACCUCCUCAGGUGCAGAGUUCUGACCUCAGGGAUUUUCGAGACCAGAUUCCAAGUGGACAAAGUCAACUUCCACAUGUUUGAUGUCGGAGGCCAGAGGGAUGAGAGAAGAAAAUGGAUCCAAUGCUUCAAUGACGUCACUGCUAUCAUCUAUGUGGCUGCUUGCAGCAGCUACAACAUGGUCAUCCGGGAAGACAACAACACCAACCGCCUGCGGGAGUCACUGGACCUUUUCGAGAGCAUCUGGAACAACAGGUGGUUGCGCACCAUUUCCAUCAUCUUGUUCCUGAACAAACAAGAUAUGCUGGCAGAAAAAGUGUUAGCGGGGAAAUCAAAAAUUGAAGACUAUUUCCCAGAGUACGCAAAUUAUACUGUUCCUGAAGACGCGACGCCAGACGCGGGAGAAGACCCCAAAGUCACGAGGGCGAAAUUCUUCAUCCGGGACCUGUUCCUGCGCAUCAGCACGGCCACCGGCGACGGCAAACACUACUGCUACCCUCACUUCACGUGCGCCGUGGACACGGAGAACAUCCGCCGCGUCUUCAACGACUGCAGGGACAUCAUCCAGCGAAUGCACCUCAAGCAGUACGAGCUCCUGUGAGCCCCCGCCCCCCGCUGCCCCGCCCCCUCCCCGCCCCGCCCAUCCCAGGCCCGCCAGGCACCACUCAAGGAGUCCUGUUCAUCCGCCCUGGGGCUGUCUGCGGGGCUCUCGUGACCACCGGGCCCCCAGCCACCUCUGUCCCCUCACUUCUCCCCCAACCCUGGUCUAUGUAGGGGUGGGGGCCCCCUGACUCGUGGAGAAGUUGGAAGAUGGGGAGACAAACUAGCUCAGGCCUGACCGGGGGCUGCCUUUCUGACCGGGGGCUGCCUUUCUGACCGGAUGAGCCCCCUACUCAGGGGAGACCCUGAGCUGCAGUGGGGUUCAGUUCCAUCUCCAGGGGAGGCCAGCUUCAGCCUUGUUGCUGGAACCCCUUGACCUUCCACGUGUCAGCAGAAAGCCCCCACUCACUGGGGCCACAUUCCUCCAGUUCACAUGAGUCCCAUCCACUGUGGUCCUCCAGACUCCACUGCUGUGGCAGCGCCUCCUUUAAUAGGUUCUUCCUGUUGCUGUUUUAUUGCUGGUUUAUUACACUGUACAGACCACAAGAUGUAAUAUUAUUUUGAUAACUAACUACUCAAGGAAAAUCCCUAUAGAUCUUCGUGCCUUGACCGUGGCUGUCCCUGUAAAGAAACGCGUUUCUGUUGUGCUGAACAGUCAUCCUCAUCACUGCACUGCUUUGAGGAAGAGAACAAAUGGUGUAUGUAGAGCUUAGGGGUUUAUCAGGCUGGUAGUCUUUAUAAUACUCAUUGAUCAAUAGAUAUGUGUAUAUACGUUUAUAUAAAUAUUUGUAAGUAACACAGUAAUCCUCCACCUCUCACAGAAUGCCAUGCCCACAAGCCUCUUUCAGGGAACCAGGGACAUUUUUCUAUUCAAAAAACAUGUUUCUCCAUUAUCUGGCUAUUUAAUGACUUUUUCAAGGCCACCUGUUCCCUUAGUCAAAGUUUCUGAAUGACUUCCUUGAGUACAGGUCCCAUGAUAAAUAGCAAGGAAAAGACAAGGGUUUCAGGCCGUGUCUGGCCUGGGGGCAGUCAAAGGACAGACUCUGAUUUGCCUUUUGAAGAAGAAACACGACAAAACCUUUAUUUGAAACAUGAAUACAGCUGUUCCUCAACCCUGAAAGAUCUGCAAAUACAGCCUUGUGAGCGCCAUCCAGCACAAGACCUCAAAAGCCGGCCUCGUCUGUCCACCGCCCCGAGGCUGGUGUUCUCAGGUCAAGGAUAACCUGUUAAAACUGUCUGAGGUCAUAUCUUAACAACAUGGAUGCCGACAUUAACUUCCAUUUCGUCUUUAUGGUCUUUAAUGUUUUAAAGUUUACUCUCUAAAGCAGCAUCUUACAAUCUUUUGUAAACUCAUCCACAUUUACACACUAGUUUUCCAUGAAAUAAAGGAUGACAGCUUUACAUACAGUGCACCAUCACAUAUUUUGAAUCAUUAUCACUGAAUUUGGGCUCCUGCCAUCCCUGAUUGUUCCAUUAAACUCUCAGAUGAACUGAGACUUACAAAGGGGAAACAAUCUUCAGUUUCCAUUGCAUUUUCACAGUACAACAUGAAGAGAAUCUGAAGAGCUACAGCCCCAAUAUAUACCCAAAAGAAUGAAACUGUAUUUUUAUAUGAAUUAUAAUUCAACAGUUCCCCUGUAACUAAACUUCCUAUUUAGAUAAGUCUGAUUGAAGAGCUUGAUUGUCUAAAACACACACACAGAUUUUAUAAGGCUUAAAAUUACCACAGCCAUUUUUUCGACUUUCUACUGACAGGCAUUCAAUUCAGAUUUAACAAUUGGAGAGGAAAUUACACUCAUCUAAAAAUAUGAUUCCAUUAAUUUAGCACAGAAAUAAAGAAGUCUGUGAGAACAAUA
This is a messenger RNA of Capra hircus (goat), 3777 nucleotides long. It is a transcript of the gene GNAL, whose product is annotated as G protein subunit alpha L. Gene Ontology annotation, biological process: adenylate cyclase-modulating G protein-coupled receptor signaling pathway. The transcript has 12 exons. NCBI's taxonomy places the organism in Eukaryota, Metazoa, Chordata, Mammalia, Artiodactyla, Bovidae. Gene Ontology annotation, cellular component: heterotrimeric G-protein complex. The record is from RefSeq and is a predicted model, not a curated record. The coding region runs from base 666 to 1922 and encodes 418 amino acids. Gene Ontology annotation, molecular function: G protein-coupled receptor binding; GTP binding; G-protein beta/gamma-subunit complex binding.